AUGAACAGCAACUUCAUUUCACAGUUGUCUUGUAUCGAUCAAAUUAAUCCAUUGGAGACAGAAACCGGGCCGUCUCCUGAAAAAGCAGAAAUGAAUGAUCUGUGGUUGGGUGGAGCUACGGAUGGAAAAUACACUGGUCCAAUUCGAAUUGUCCUCAGUUAUUGCAAGGGGGACCUAGCCUGGUUGAGCGCGUUCAUUCUCGGAUUUGGUGUUCAAAGCAUCACCGUGGUUUCGAAAUGCGGCGUUUCACCACCAACCAACCUACCAAUCAAGGACAAAGAAUUUAUCGACCUACCAAAUGCCGGGCGUAACGAUCAUACAAUCGCCUAUUCGAUGGCGAAGAUAUCUGCAGAGGAAUCUGACGAUGAUGCUAUCGUUCUUUUCUUGAAGGAUAACAUUGUUGUACAUCAAAAGGCCAACCCACGUAGCCUUUAUGAACUACUUCGCAUCACCGCAAAGAAGGGUUUUGGCUGCUUUCAAGAGCUGAGAAAAGGCAUGUCGUUUUACCACCAGACCGAUGUUUUGAAAAUUUUGAACAUGACAAAGUAUGGAGGCGUUCCUCACUCGACAUCAGAUGGACGAAGAGUAUGGAAUGACAGCAAAGGAUUUAAAUCACCUUUCAAAAACUUGGGACAAUGGCUAGAGUCUCUUGAUAUCUCCUUGCCGUCGCCACUAACUCCAGUAUGCUACGGGGGGAUAUUUGCUGCAAAGCAGACAAAAAUAAAGUCUAUACCGAAAGUAAAAUGGGAAGCCAUUGCGAAAAGUCUAUCAAGAGGGGACAACAUCGAAGAGGGCCACUUUGCUGAGCGCACUUGGGCAGGCUUGCUUUCAGCCCCUCUGUCGGAAGAGGAACAGUGGUCGAUUAUAGGAAAGAGCAGCUAUGUCAAUCGGGUGGCGGCCAAAGAUGGCGGAGGACGAUUAGGCGCAUUAGGCAAUUACAAGCUAAAUCAUCAUCCAGAAACCAAUCGGCAUUUUUACCAAGAGCAAAAAAUGUGA
Molecule: messenger RNA, 996 nt
Organism: Cylindrotheca closterium
Lineage: Eukaryota; Bacillariophyta; Bacillariophyceae; Bacillariales; Bacillariaceae
Source: the annotation of a GenBank genome assembly